Lactuca sativa (garden lettuce) is the source of this 1194-nucleotide messenger RNA. RefSeq lists its product as uncharacterized. The record is from RefSeq and is a predicted model, not a curated record. Gene Ontology annotation, biological process: negative regulation of DNA-templated transcription. NCBI's taxonomy places the organism in Eukaryota, Viridiplantae, Streptophyta, Magnoliopsida, Asterales, Asteraceae.
AAGAUAGCAUAGCAAUCAUGAUUCAUUAACCACGACUCCAUAAAACAAACCACCUCCAAAUGGCCACUUCCCCACUAUCGAUAUCUCUAACCGUCCACCGCCAACUCCUUUCCACUAAAACUCACACAUCAAACCUUCCAAAUCAAGAUAACGAAUUUGGGUUUGAUCAAAAUGAAGAAAUCGGGUAGAAAGAAAACCAGCCAAACGGUGUCUUCUUCAACCUCAAAUGUCUUCUCCAAAUUAUGGAUUUCAAGAUUCAAGAACACAAAAGGAUGUGAAGGACCCCAACCAGAACCUGAAUCUUCAGACUGCAAAACGAAAGCAAACCACAUUCCAUUACCAAAGCAAUGUUCAAAUAGUGAUGGUUUUUACUGGAGGCUUUCAUUUGGGAAAGAAAAUGAUGAAGGUGACGAGAGUUUGUGUAGUUCAGAUAACAAACUCAAUGUUUCUCCGGUAGGUUAUGGAAGCUCCGGCAACAUGAUCUUUGACCAAACAAAAAUAAGAGAUUUGAUCAGUGGCGAUGCAGAUGAAGAUUUUCGCAAGUCUCCAGAAGAUUGCACUUUCGAAGAUCCAAACUUGGAGGAGGAAUGGCAGAAGGUGAAAAACAUGAAAAUCAAUGAGAUCAAGUCAAACGAUCAGAACCAUCGGAAAUCUUUUCAUAUAAGCAGAAAGCAUGGUGGUAACGUCAAAUGUCAUUCUCCAAGAACAAUUGCUAAGGCUGCAUACAAGAUCAAAGCUCUUGAAGACGUGAAGAAACCAUUGAUGAAGACAAAGGAGAGAGUGACUGAAGAUGCAUUCAGGACCAGUCUUGAUAGUUUUGCCAUUGUGAAAACUUCAUUUCAUCCAGAGCAGGAUUUCAGAGACUCGAUGAUAGAAAUGAUAAUGGAGAAGCGAAUUAGGAAAACAGAAGAGCUUGAGGAACUUUUGGCUUGUUAUUUGACAUUAAAUUGUGAUGGAUAUCAUGAUCUAAUUGUUAAGGUCUUUCGACAGGUAUGGUUCGAACUGAACCAUCUUCACUUUAAUCAAAUCUAGACUUUUGAACUUUUUAGCUUACAUGUAAUGGAUAUUUGUACAUCUGUAGCUGUUAUUUCCAUCAUGUCUGUUUGUAUCCAUCAUUUCACUAUCUUAAGAGAAUGGGAUCAAACCUGGUGACUACAUUUUCUCAAGUUAAUCAUAAUUUCUAAGUGUUAAUUA